AUGGCCGCUUCUUGGCGCCUUCCGAUCGAUCCAGCCAUGCGAGAGAUCCGUACUGGCUCGCGAGAUACCACACGCAGAGCAGGAAAACUAGUUCUCAUCUGCGCUGCGCUCUCCGAUUUUGCUUUUAAGACGCUAUUUAUAAAGACCUCACUUGUGGAAACUAAAGAUUUUUUAACUAAGGUUUUUAGGCUCCACUGAAAACUAAAGAUGAAGCACAAGGAAGCAGUACUUAGAUGUCUUUCAUCUACGUCUACGUCUACCAUUGUUGUUCUACCUGAAAAUUGGCUACAGUCGUGGGAGUGCAAAUACUUAAUCAUCUCUAAAGCAAGUAAAAUCUUCUCUAACACCUCUUUCCUGCAUUCUCAACAUCAACGUGGCUUUGCUGGAGUAUGGGCACAGAAGCAGAGCAAGGCAGAAAUGGACUUUCCACAGGGUGGCACCAGUCGGAAGCACAUCUUCGCCUCAGCUCCCCUCCGAGAAGCAUCAGUAUUGAACCAGACGAUGUACGUGGAGCUACUGGGCAGACACAAGAGCGUGUCGUACGAUUUGAAUUCACUUAUGGACGAGAAGUUUGAAUCUGAUUCUCUACUAAGCCGUAAGGUUGGCAAGAAGAUUACAACAUUUUUAGAUGCUCGCUCUAUUCUAACUUACAGUGGAAAACGAUGGAGCAGGGAUUUCUGAACUCGUACCCCUAUCAUGGAAACACGAGAACGCGACUGAACAAAGACGCAAGGGGUGUCAAUCUGUGCGUCUACCUGAGUCUCGAACAUCACUGCAAGCUUCCUCCAAAUUAUGGCAGCGCUACUCCCUGACGUCUUCGCUUUGUCAUGGAUGGACUUCGAUUACUCGUAAACUCAAGAUAACCGAGUAAAACGUUGGUGUUGGCAGUGCUCAAGCUGGAGGCUUGUUCAAGCGGAUUACUUAGUCAGGUGUGACAGCUUGAAUAAUGGGUGUCGUGACUUGUGUUCGUGAGACUUCAACUUCUUUUAAAAAUAGUAAUUGGAGGCUAGUUGUCGUUGUUGGGUAUAAAUUUUCUACCUAUAAACAUGUUAGUCCACGGAUGCGUGCCUAACGUCUUCGCCUUGUCUUUGAUGGACCCCCCCUUGAGGAAAAGGUUGAAGACAUGAAACUCCUCCUCCUCCUUCAUACAAAGGAUCCAAGCGAGGUCUUAUUUGUGGCACCAGAUACGCUACAGCUUUUUUCGUACAUGAAUAGACCUGUGCUGCAAUUCACUGGGCGUCUGAGGGCAAUUUUUUCCGUCUUAGACGCCUUUUUUGGAGUGGAUGGCUCCUUCUCGGUCGUCGAAUUGGGAAGCGCGAAAGGGUAAAUAGUACCUCUAGGUUACGUAAGGUGAUAUCAGGGGACCACACACAACUACAAGAUUCUCUGUCCCAGCAGCACUGCUCUCGAUGUAAGGGUAGCCCACUUCCACAUUCGUAGGUAGAAGUGAUUGCGAUUCUGAAUAAAGUCACGUAAUUAUAAACAAGCAAGGUAUUUCGCUCUGGAGAUGGCGAAUCGGUAUCGAUCAAGUAGGAUAUAUGCGAUAGAAGGAGCAGCUGGGUUGGGUACAACGACAGCAGGUGAGAACGCAGCGAGUUUUUCUGAUGGCGCAACCUUGGUAUUGAGGGAGGAAAAGUUAGGACAGAUAGACGAGUUGCGGACGACAUCCAGGCAACAAAAUACACCCUUGAUGCUCUUCUAGUACUAAUUCUGGUAGGGCAAGAACAGCAAGUACUUUUGCAAGGAUGAAGUAUGGAAAAAGAUUAUAGUAUGUCUGGCAACGAUAGAAGAUACAUGCAGCUGUCUGCCUCUAACACUCGCCACGCGUAUGCAAGCAAUGUGGGUGGCACUUUUGAGGAUGGAAGACCGUCUCAGAAUCGUACCUGAGACGUGGCACAGCAUCGGAGUAUCAAAAACAGCACGGAAAACGCAACGCUUCUACAUUAUGGCGAAUUGUAGUGGUCAACUUUAUUUAGUUUUGCCCUCGGCAUUUGGGGUAGUCGGAACGUCACUUAGUUAUAGGUGGCAGUGUCCUUGUCCGCUUAGUAUGAUUGCGAGAAGCUAACGCUCAGGUCUUUCAUCACGUUUACGUUUUCAAUUUAAUCUUCCUUCAUGAGCAUCUGCAGUUAAUAGCACUAAGCGCUACCACCUUCCUCAUGAUUAUCACGAAAGUUAAGAUAAAUUGACUACACUCACCAUCUUCUAAACAAAAAGAAGCAAUGUCAGAAAUGAUUGGGAAAAGGGUGCACAAUAGUCUUCUUCCGAUUUGCGCAAACUUCACGUGCAACAGCAAAGCAGAGGACCAGGCAGGUGAUUAUGAUAGAGUUAGAGAGAGGAGCCAGAUUGUGAUCAUAGAGAUUGAAUGAAGAGACUGAGACAGCAGCAGGAAUAGCCUUAUAAUAGAAGCUAUGGGUGGAGCCGAGGGCAAGCAGUAGGUGAUCGGGUAAGGAUCGCAACACAAAGCGCACACAUGACAUGGCAGGGAGUCAUCUUCAUCCGUACGUAGUAGAGUCUGCGCCUGUGGCUGGGUUUGUAGUCAGUAUGAUUUGGUUGGACUGAACAUCGAUCAAAGAAACAGAAUCUUCUAAGAAAUCGAAAACAGUGGCUUCGCUGCGCAACACUUCAAUGGGGGCCUUGGCAUGCAUUAUUCAGACUGGACAGACGCAAAUGGGUUCCUCAACAAAGAAGCACUAGAGGACGCGAUAUUUGCGAAUCAUAACGACGCGUUAUGGAAUGGAAAUUCUCAUAAUGAAGUUUUUCGCAAUAGGAAUCUGGUAAAUGGUAACUUUAGAAGGAUUCGAAACCUAACGUGCAUCUGGUCAGUCUUGACCACAGAAGUAGCAAUUAUAAUUGUUACAACUGUGUCAUGUGUCGCUGUAGUACGUGUUGAUGUAGUCGCCAUUUUUUUCAUCAGAAUAUGUACCAUCAGUACUUCUAUGGUGAGGUGUGUCGAGAAUGACAGUGAAUCUAUCGUAGUUCACGUUACACAUCCUUAUUCUACAGGAGAUGAGGAGUCUGGAUUUCGAAUUUCGAGUUGCUCGAGUGCCCUCUUUCAUGACCAACAGCAGGCGUAGUGAACACGACAAGCGCUGCGUAUCUCUCGCCAUUUAACACCGAGAAAGAGCUAAAAGCCUUCCGACCACCAGAUGUGCUUUUGUCUUUAUGGCAAGAACAACAAGGUGUAAAACUAGAACUACUUCUUACUUAAUAGAGUUAGAACGACAAGAUGAACCACGAUCAGGAGUAAGUGCUUAUAUGCUAGCAAUACCAAAGGAAAAGACGAGAGAAGAUCGUCAAGGUGGUGGUUUGAAGAAGUUGAAGGUUGUAGCGGUCCUUGUCGUAGUAUCUUCACGUGCACUUCUACGUUCUAAUAUGCCUCUCCGUUUUCCACCAUUUGCAUUCGCAUUCGGUGAAGUUGAAAUUCGUAGACGCAGAAAGCAGGGAGAACCUCGUAGACCUUGGUGCGAGCGUUUUACAAACGUUAUGAAAAAGAACAACACUAGCGUGAGUUUGCAACUGAUGUAGCAGGAAAUGAAAUAGUAAGCACAAGGAGAAGAAUAAUAAUAAAGCAAGGCAGCGAAAGUGAAAGACUUAGAAGGUGAUGGAUUUGGAAACGACUAUGCACAGUACUGCAUAGCUCCUGUCUACGGCUGGAUGAAAGGCUUCUGAGCAUUAAAUUUGAGAGACUUCUUCGCGACUUUUGCUGUCUCAGCAUCAGCUAAAAAGCAUUUGAGAGACUUCUUCGCGACUUUCGCUUUCGGAUCUAAGCUAAGCUCCGGUCCAUUUCUUCGAGCUUCCUGCAGAAAAUUUGCUCCGAACGAUGUGGACCUUUUUUCCAGACGCGGAGAGCUUCCUGCUGGAAGCGUGUGAACGUUAUGACACUGACUUCUAUUCGAAAACUCAAAAUAACCGAGUUACUGACCUAAACCCUAAACCCUAAACCCUACCCUAAACCCUAGAAAGCCAAUUUUUGAUAGUUCUCUCUGAUGUUGAUCCAGACCACGUCGUAUGUGAUCAGAGGCACUAGCUUAUAGCAUCAAGGCUACUCUUCCUUCUCUACAGUAUCUCGGUUAUUCUCGUCUGUUACUCGCUUAUUUUAGUUUUUCGAGUAGGUAAAACAACAACUGUGAUGUAAGUAGGCAUUUUUUCGUAAGAAGACACACCAUGGUCUUCAGCAUGGGAUGAAUAUAUAUGAUGGCUCUUCGCUCUUCAAGAGCGGAAAAGUAUGUCUGCCUGUGCCUUCGAUGGAUCCCGACCUAAUCUAGGUUAACGAAUCUAGGUUAUCUGACCCCGACCUAAUCUAGGUUAACGAAUCUAGGUUAUCUGACGCCGACCUAAUGCUAAUCUAGGUGAACGAAUCUAGGUUAUCUGACCCCGACCUAAUCUAGUUAAGGGUAGGUUAAAGGUGCUUUUCUUACCGCUUUUUAUGCCUCCCCUAAGGGAGAAAGGCAUAGCAAGCGGGGUAAGCGAGCACCAAAAGCCUACCUCUGAUCUAGGUGAACGAAUCAAGGUCAUCUGCUUCUUCUAACAGCCGGCUUUUGGGCCACAAUAUCCCUCAGAUCCAGCAAAGGCGGCAAAAACCCAACCUGUGACGGAAGAACUAUACGACGAAAUGAUGAGACACCGGAAAGGCUUAUGGCUUCACUUUAGUCAUGGUGAACGUGAAGGUCGAGAAACAUGAAAGUGCAAUUGCAAACUUCCUACCAGGAUUGAAUAGAUUGCUUAUCCCCUUACCAGGCUUUCCACUUCCACGUCCGUUUCCAUUCUUGGAGGCACACUGCUGGAAUUGAUUUGUCCCCUCAUUAGGCUUGGAGUACUAAAUGGGACACCAUGAAUGAACUUCCUACGAUAUUAAAUACGUGUAGAUGAAAUAAAAGCUUUUUGAUCUACUUCCUGCAGCUGCUGCCUUCGCAACGCAACCCCCUCUCCAGUUUAUUCUCCUUCUUCAUACUCCGGCCCCAAACCUUCCUCGUAUUCGUCUGUGGCACCGCGAGCAUGGGACAUGUACGGGCCGAUGUUCCAAAACGAAUGGUGGGGAUGGAGAUACACCUUUGCGAUCGUGAAUCAUCGGGCAUUGACCUUAUGAAAACUUUUCAUCAGGAGUAGACAAUGGACAUGAAGAUGCAUGAUGAAAUAGGUUGUCACUAUGUCAUAUGUUCUUGUCCUCGGUUUUUUCGUUCUCCACCCUAUUAGAUAGAGUUGAGCGAGAAGAACAUGUACAUGAACAAGCAUUUUUGAUUUGGCUGACAAGGACAACAAAUAAGUAGCUGUAAUACGUAGAUCAAAACGAACAAAAAUUGAAAUUCGUGAAAAACAUGUUCUUCUCUAACCGAAGUGCACCAAGCAACGGCGCAAGCAAAAACGGCAUCGGUAGGCCAAGAAGAGAUCAUAGCUGGAAAAUCGUUCCAUCAUCCGGAUAAUAGUUUUUUCAGCUACGUCGUUAAGGUGGACCCUGAGAAUGGUGAACUGCCAUGGGAGCGGAAAGGCGGUGUCGCGGUUAAUACCAAGGCCCAUCCUUACGGUUGGUCCAAAAUCAGCACUUGAUCUUGAUGUUGAAAUGAGUACUAUCAGAUAGUGGUUGGUCCGAAAUCAGCACUUGAUCUUGAUGUUGAAAUGAUUAAGGGUACAAGAAAUCCAUCUUCACUGUCAUCUUGGUCCCGUUUUUAAAGGGAAAAGGAGACCCAAGACGCUGCUGAGGAUGGAUCUCCAUUAGUUCUAAAAUGAGCACUAUCUCAAAGUAAGUUACCGACUCCGGUCCAGGUAGUCAAGGAGUCCUACUCGGGAUAUCAAUCAAUCAAUCAAUCAAUCAGUCCAGUCCUUCGUCAUAUGGAGUAUUUCUCCUUCAUUUUUGUUCCUCCUUCCCUUCAUGACAACAAGGCGAGCGAAGUUGGUGCAGGCGCACGUCAAGCAUCGAAAAAGGUGGAAGAGAAGCCGCAGAAGGCUACCUUCGAUCCGUGGGCUUCCAAGCUACUGGAGGAAAUUGAGAAGCAGAAGAGGAAGGUCCAUGGGGAAGACGAGCGUAAAAAGGAGUUGUAGAGGGGGCAAGACGGUCAGCAGUCUGAAUUUUUCUAUGCUUAAGGCUCAAUAUAUUUCAUUUCUACAUUCUACAAGUCAUUUCUCCCUAUUUGUUUCCUUCUUAGGAUUGGCACAGGAAAUAAGAGCCAGAGUACCUCGAACAACAGCACCAGCAAACCUGAACUUUUGUACACUUUUGCAUCUUCAACAAAGUAAGUAACAUGUUCUGGUUAUGGUUAGAAACAGUAACAAGAAGAGAAUCAAUAUAAAGGGAAUGUAAGAUCUGAAUAUCAGUUAUAGCUUAUUUCCAAGAACUAGUAUUGGACCACGAGCACUUCUACAUUGAUUUGUCCAGCUCAGGCUUAUACACGAAGUGCUUCAUCAUGCCACUUAGACUUACACCAAAAAAACGACGAGUAGUUGUCCAAAACGACUGAGGACAGGUCAACAUC
This is a messenger RNA of Amoebophrya sp. A25, 6467 nucleotides long. The record is from the annotation of a GenBank genome assembly. Lineage: Eukaryota; Dinophyceae; Syndiniales; Amoebophryaceae.